This is a messenger RNA of Microbotryum saponariae, 726 nucleotides long. Lineage: Eukaryota; Fungi; Basidiomycota; Microbotryomycetes; Microbotryales; Microbotryaceae. The record is from the annotation of a GenBank genome assembly.
AUGGCCGUCAUCUCACCUUUCUAUCAUCCCUACAUUAUGGAAGACAUGAUCACCCCGGCCCGGUCCUCGUCUGGACGUCCUCGCGCCGCGACCGAGUACGACCUCUGUGUGUCACCUGCGAUGCUCUCCUAUGCGCUGCCGCUCGAGGUCCCGAGACCUCCGCGCCUGGAAAUCACCACGCGAGCCUUCCAGACGACCGCACGUCCCUUGCACACCUACACCGCCUCAAGUUUAUCUUCUCGCACCAAGCAUAGGCCUAGCCCUUCAGCGUCAUCUUCGAGCCUUGGACCACUCGUACAUGAGGUCCCAUCGAGGUUGGGCUGCUCCAUCUCGUCGAGAAAUUUAGGCCCGGCGCGCGAUCUCACGAUGUCUCGUCGCUCUUCCUCGUCGUCCUCCACAAUUACAACCGGAAUGAUGAGCCCACCUCACAGUCCAGGGAUACAUUCGCCACUAUCACGAGCCGUCACAGAAGCCGAAGUGCUCGCUGCUCGCAUGUUGCCGUCCCGCAAGGCCUACACCUCGAAACUCGCCUCGCCCACGUCGCCCGUCUCGGUCGCUCCUAUCCUCGCGCCCAAUUCGCCGGCCUUCUCAAGCGUGAGCUCAUCACCUUCGCCGCCGCCAUUGGGAUCACCGACGAUGAAGUACAAAAAGCCCGAUGCCGAACUCGACAGGUGGCUGCAAGCACUAUCGGUUGCUCAAUCAAGGGCAGAUUCUCGACUUCCGUAA